This is a messenger RNA of Oppiella nova, 1274 nucleotides long. The record is from the annotation of a GenBank genome assembly. Lineage: Eukaryota; Metazoa; Arthropoda; Arachnida; Sarcoptiformes; Oppiidae.
UGACUUUAAAAUGACAGAUAACAACAUUGAACGCACCGUUAGCUAUAGCCCUACAACUGAUAGACAACAUAAAAAGUCCAAUUUUCAAAGGAUUGGCCAAAUUUGCGCUCAACCAACUCAAUGAGGACUUCUUUGUGGUGAAGUCUGUGAAGGAGCUGUUAUUUGACGGAUACCCCGAUUUGUUGACCAAAUUGGCGCCAUUCCUCGACCCGAAGAUCCCAUUCCAGCCCUCAUUCGGUUGGAUGUACGGCAAGAACGAGUCGGACGACGGCCUCUUCAAAGUAAAUACCGGCAAAUCAGACAUAAGUCAAGUGAAUGAGAUCGAGACACUCAAUGGCCUCCCGGAGCUCACAUUCUGGUCGGCCAAUCGAUGCAAUUCACUAAAAGGUGCCAAAAAUGGCGAACUCUUUAACCCAAUCCCCGAUACCGAUAAAAAGUUGCUAUUAUUUCGCACAAAUUUCUGCAGAGUCUGGGCCUUAGUCUGGGAGUCGGCCCAUAAGUCAACAUACGGUGGACUUCCAGUCUAUCGCUAUUUUCCGGCCGACAAUACUUUUGCUAAUUCGUCGGACUAUCCGCCAAACAGUUGCUAUAAACCCAACGAAAACAUUAGUUUCACUCAAUCUUUAGAUGAUAUCGACGCCACUGAUGUGACAGCACUUCUACAUCGCGUCAGACAUGUUGUGAACGAUUCAGAAGUGUUGGAGUUUUUGGAGGAAACCUAUUUAAAUUAUACAAUGAAUGGAUCACAAAGUGUUGAUGUGGUGAAGGAGUCGCAACAUGUGUCCCAAUUUCGGGAGUUCCCUUCAGGAGUGUUUGGUCUGUCGGUGUGCUAUUUCGGAGCGCCUAUAUUCAUAUCAAAUCCACACUUCCUAAAGGCUGAUCCUUAUUAUCUGACAACCGUUUCUGGUCUAAAGCCCGAUUCAGACGCGCACCAGUCAUUCCUCGACAUUGAACCUCAAACGGGAACACCUAUUGAACUCGGACUCCGGGUUCAGAUCAAUGAGUUCACAAUACACGCCACCGACUCGAUGGCCAACGACUUGUACUGGAAGCUGACGGCGCCCACAAUCAUCUCCACUACAGUCUCCUCACUGUUUGUAUUGAUCGGUGCACUGACUCUAGUGUUCAUUGCAUCCAAACCUGUGAUCAAACGCUGUAAACAUCGCCGGACGGGUGAAAACAAUAGUGUCGACAGCCGUGGCGUUGAGACCAGUGAUACCAGUGCUCUCAUUGUCAACCACAAUGAUAUUGAUGGCCAUUCUGUUGGUACAUGA